AUGUCAACUAAGAAUAUGAUAAAUAAAGGUGAAGAAAUCAUUGAAACAGAAGUCUCUGCCGAUGAUCAAAAAUUAAUUAACCUUUUUGGAAGAUUAAAUAACAGAAAACACGAAUUACUUAGAGAAAAAAAAGUUAAACAAGAAGAAUUAGAAAAAGCAACUGAUGCUAAUGAUGAUAUAUUUUUAGUUGAUGAUGAAGAUACCAAAUUUCAAUAUUCAAUGGGUGAAGCAUUUUUAGAACUUAAUAAAGAGGAAACUGAAGAAAUGGUCAAUUCUUAUAUUUCAAAACUUGAAUCAAGCAUCGAAAAAAUAGAUCAAGAUCUUCAAGAUAUUAGUGAUAAACAUAACGAAUUAAAGGUUAUUCUUUAUGGAAAAUUUAAAAAUUCAAUUAAUUUAGAAGAAUAA
Molecule: messenger RNA, 405 nt
Organism: Dictyostelium purpureum
Lineage: Eukaryota; Evosea; Eumycetozoa; Dictyosteliales; Dictyosteliaceae
Exons: 3
Coding region: 1-405 (134 amino acids)
Biological process (GO): protein folding
Cellular component (GO): prefoldin complex; cytoplasm
Source: RefSeq, a predicted model, not a curated record